Venustampulla echinocandica is the source of this 324-nucleotide messenger RNA. RefSeq lists its product as uncharacterized. NCBI's taxonomy places the organism in Eukaryota, Fungi, Ascomycota, Leotiomycetes, Helotiales, Pleuroascaceae. The transcript has a single exon. The record is from RefSeq and is a predicted model, not a curated record. Bases 1 to 324 code for a protein of 107 amino acids.
AUGCCCAUGCUUAUGGCUAACAAGCAUGCACGGAAGCAGCGGAAUUUUUACAACCUCGCCGGUGAAAAAGAGCAAGUCUACCGUCAUUGGGAUUACCUAGCAGCGAUACGUGCCCUUGAUCAAGGAAAUAUCCCCAGUGGAGUUCUCAAGAUCUUCCAGAAGAGACAUGGCUACUUACACGUCAAGUUCAGAAGAUCUAUCAGAGCUAUUGGCAAUGGAUCAUUCACACCAGAGGUCAAGACCCAAGGGAAGAAGCAGAAGUUAUCGGACAGUGUCCCUGAUCCUGAUCUGCCACGAAAUGACCAGCCUCAGAACAUCGAUUAG